Melanotaenia boesemani (Boeseman's rainbowfish) is the source of this 5771-nucleotide messenger RNA. RefSeq names its product eph receptor A6 (gene epha6). Gene Ontology annotation, biological process: axon guidance; cell surface receptor protein tyrosine kinase signaling pathway; protein phosphorylation. Bases 711 to 3716 code for a protein of 1001 amino acids. Lineage: Eukaryota; Metazoa; Chordata; Actinopteri; Atheriniformes; Melanotaeniidae. The record is from RefSeq and is a predicted model, not a curated record. Gene Ontology annotation, molecular function: transmembrane-ephrin receptor activity; ATP binding; protein binding. Gene Ontology annotation, cellular component: neuron projection; plasma membrane. The transcript has 17 exons.
AGAUGAGUGCUGAAACUUUAAAGUUAUUAGUCUGCUAGGUACUGUUAACUGCUUUUUAGACUCUUCGUAGAGUGAAUUUCUGGAAGACCUGAAUUUGAACCAAUAGAUAAAACACGCACACACACAGACACACGGGCGCCAUUGCCUUGUCAGCUAACCCCCUCUAGUGCCGGGCAUGUUGCACAGAUGCGCACAGUCUCCCAGCAUUGCCCCCGCUUCAGCUGCUGUUCCGCUGCAUCCCAAUCAUUUCUCAAUUUACCGUCCCCAUCUCGCUGCUGCAGCGGAGCGGGAGCUGGCAGUCCGUGGCACGUUACCGUGCCAAACACACGGAUUCUAAAGUCUGUCACGACUCCGUGCGCCAUGGAAACGCACUAGGUUGCAUUUUGUUUUAUACUCGAAACGAUGCUAUAAGGACGGCUAAAGUCCGUGAAGAAUCUGCAAAGUUCUCAGGCGCCAAGAGUCUCUCACAUCCUCCGGAAAUUUGAUUUCCCUUUAAAUAUUUUCGUGACUUUAUCCAAAAGCUCUCCUUUCCGCGCUGGAGCUGCUGCUGGCACCAGGUAAAGGAUGAGUCGCCUUCCGUGCCGUCCCCCGGCUUCUUGCUCCACUCGGGAUCAUCUGUAAGCACCAGGACCAGUGGAUCUUUGCCUCUGGAGAGCCCAGCCGCAUUUACCCCUGAUCACAUUUUUGUUUCUCGGCUUUAUUGUUUUUUAAUGACAAGUACGCCAUUAACACUGCUAAUAAAUGUUGCAGCAGACAUGAGUUUUGGAAACAGAUUAUUCCUCGUUUUAUUCUUUCUCGGAAUUUCCUUCACUCACCUCAGCCGCUGCAAUCAAGUUGUGCUGCUGGAUACAACGUCUGUGCUUGGAGAGCUGGGAUGGAAGACAUAUCCUAUAAAUGGGUGGGACGCCAUCACCGAGAUGGACGAGCACAAUCGCCCCAUCCAUACUUUCCAGGUUUGCAAUGUGAUGGAGCCCAACCAAAACAACUGGCUUCGCUCCAACUGGAUCUCGCGAAAGGCAGCACAAAAGAUCUAUGUGGAGCUCCGCUUCACUUUGCGUGAUUGCAACUCCAUCCCUUGGGUGUCUGGCACCUGUAAGGAGACCUUUAACCUCUUCUACCAUGAGACAGAUGAGGCACACGGUGUCAAGUUUAAGCCCGCUCAGUACACCAAGAUAGACACCAUUGCUGCAGAUGAAAGCUUCACUCAGAUGGAUCUUGGAGAUCGCAUCCUCAAGCUCAAUACAGAGGUGCGGGAGGUGGGACCCAUAACCAAGGAUGGCUUUUAUCUGGCAUUCCAGGACAUUGGUGCCUGCAUUGCUUUGGUUUCGGUGAGGGUUUAUUAUAAGAAAUGUCCCUUCACACUGAGGAACCUGGCCUCGUUUCCAGACACAGUGCCUCGUGUUGACUCUUCCUCUUUGGUGGAGGUGAGAGGUGCAUGUAUUGAUCAUGCUGAAGAAAGAGACACUCCCAAACUGUUCUGUGGAGCUGAUGGGGAUUGGUUAGUCCCACUUGGAAGAUGCGUUUGCAGUGUUGGGUAUGAGGAGAUUGACGGCUCGUGUGUCGCAUGCCACCCAGGCUUCUACAAGGCCUAUGCUGGAAACAUCAAGUGUUCAAAGUGCCCUCCACACAGUUUCAGCUAUGGACAAGGAGUUUCUAUCUGCCGUUGUGAGAAGGGCUUUUUCAGAGCGGAGAAAGAUCCUCCUAGUAUGGCUUGUACACGUCCUCCAUCUCCUCCUCGCAAUUUGAUGUUUAACAUGAAUGACACCUGCCUAAUGCUGGAGUGGUCGCCCCCCAGUGACACCGGGGGUCGCCGGGACCUCACGUACAACGUCCUGUGCAAGCGCUGUGGCCCCGAGCCCAACCAAUGCCAGCUGUGUGAGGAGGAUCUUCGUUUCCUUCCGCGGCCACUGGGCUUGACCAAUGCCACCGUCACUGUCAUGGACUUCUCAGCACAUGCCAACUACACUUUUGAGAUCGAAUCGCUGAAUGGUGUGUCGGACCUGAGUUCCUUCCCUCGACAGGUGGCCAUCAUCACUGUCAGCACUGAUCAGGGUGGUCCAUCUCUGGUGGGAGCUUUAAAGAAGGACUGGGCUUCUCCGAACAGCAUCGCUCUUUCCUGGCAGCAACCUGAGGAGGCAACACUUCCUAUCCUCGACUAUGAGAUCAAAUACUAUGAGAAGGAACAUGAGCAGCUGAGCUACUCGUCAACACGCACCAAGGCCCCCAGUGUGAUUGUCUCAGGUUUAAAACCUGCAACCUGGUACGUCUUUAGUCUACGCACUCGAACACCUGGUGGAUAUAGCUCCUACUCCCCAAAAUAUGAAUACCAAACUACAGGAGACUCUUCAGACAUUGCUUCUGAUCAAGGCCAGGUGUUAGUCAUCGUCACAGCAGCAGUGGGUGGUUUUACCCUUCUUGUCAUCCUCACCCUAUUCCUCCUCAUCACGGGAAGGUGUCAGUGGUACUUUAAGGCCAAGAUGACCUCAGAAGACAAACGACAGACUGAUUAUCAGAAUGGACAUGUCCCUUUUCCAGGUAUAAAGACAUACGUGGACCCUGAUACAUAUGAGGAUCCCACACAGGCUGUCAAUGAAUUCACCAAGGAGAUUGACCCAUCCAGAAUCCGCAUUGAGAGGGUGAUCGGAGCUGGUGAAUUUGGCGAGGUGUGCAGCGGCCGUCUUAGAACGCCAGGAAAAAAAGAGAUCUCAGUGGCAAUAAAGACCCUGAAAGGAGGAUAUGUGGAGCGUCAGCGGCGGGACUUUCUGCGGGAGGCAUCUAUUAUGGGCCAGUUUGACCACCCCAACAUCAUAAGGCUGGAGGGUGUGGUCACAAAAAGCAGGCCUGUGAUGAUCGUUGUGGAGUACAUGGAAAAUGGAUCACUGGACUCGUUCCUAAGGCAACAUGAUGGUCACUUCACUGUCAUCCAGCUGGUCGGCAUGCUGCGUGGCAUCGCCUCAGGCAUGAAGUAUCUAUCAGACAUGGGUUACAUUCACCGAGACCUGGCAGCUCGAAACAUCCUGGUCAAUAGCAAUCUGGUGUGUAAAGUAUCAGACUUUGGCCUGUCCCGAGUGCUGGAGGACGACCCAGAGGCUGCUUACACCACAACGGGUGGUAAGAUCCCAAUCCGUUGGACAGCUCCUGAGGCCAUCGCAUACAGGAAAUUUUCCUCAGCCAGUGACGCAUGGAGCUACGGUAUAGUCAUGUGGGAGGUCAUGUCAUAUGGAGAACGGCCAUACUGGGAGAUGUCCAAUCAAGAUGUGAUUCUGUCUAUUGAGGAGGGCUAUCGGCUACCUGCACCGAUGGGUUGCCCUGUGGCCCUGCACCAACUGAUGCUACACUGCUGGCAGAAGGAGAGGAAUCAUCGACCAAAAUUCACAGAUGUUGUUUCCUUCUUGGACAAACUCAUUCGAAACCCCAGCAGCCUGCUGCCACUGGUAGAAGACCUCCAGAGUCUACCAGAAUCUCCGGGGGAGGAGAUGGACUACCCAAUGUUUAUCUCUGUCGGCGAUUGGCUGGACUCCAUCAAGAUGAGUCAAUACAAGGGCAAUUUCAUGACAGCAGGCUUCAACACAUUGGAUUCUGUGGCAAGCAUGAGUAUUGAAGAUGUGAGGCGUAUCGGUGUGGAGCUGAUUGGCCACCAGAGGCGGAUCGUCAGCAGCAUACAGACCCUUCACCUUCAGCUACUGCACGAACAGGAGAAGGGUUUCCAUGUAUGAGGACACCCUUUAACAUAACCUGGGAUGGACAGGUAGAUGGAGCAGAUGGAAGUGAAGUCUAAACCUUUCGAUGACAGUCUACAGUCUGUGCCUGAGUCUUAAGCCCUCAUGCAGGAGACUGGACAGACUCCUCCAACAGACUCCUGCCAGAUCUCCAAAACAUCCCAUAAAACUUUUUCUACUAUACACCCCUUACACCGUAUGCCUGGUUCUACCAGACUACUACAGCCUGAUAGACUUUACUGACUGGCCCAGGCCCUCACUUGGGGGAAUGUAAUGCCUUGUUGCAACAACAGUACUUUGUGUGUGGAGCAACAGUAUCUAGAAAUGUAGAUUUGCAAAUGUAAUCUACUGAAUCUUUAUCAUUUUUAUUUAUUUAUUUAUUUUGCCUCGAGUUAUGUGCUCAUGUAGCUGCUAUCGGGUGUGCAAUCUAUAUGUUUUGUCCUUUGAAAAGAGAAAUACCCUCAAUAUUUUUCAUUUUAGAGUUUGAUCCUUUAUCAUAAAGAUUUAUUUGGAUUGCUUUAGUUACUCGCUCUCCAGAGAAUCUGGUACACUAAUACUUGAAGAAAGAAGCAAGUUAGGGAGAUUUAUUGAAUGUUUUAAACUGUAUAGACAAUUAAUAAUUAUUAAUAUAACCUAAUAUCAAUAUAUGUGCAGUCCUGUAUGUGAAAGCCCUAGUAAAUUUGGACCUUAAGUAUUUUAUUUACUUAAAAUUUUUAUCAAAAUCAGCAAUACAGUAAUAUGCAGUCACCUCAGAAACUCAGAGAGAUGAGGAAUUGUGCAAUGAGAGAUAUCCACUGGUUCAUAUUAUCAGAUGUUGGGCUUGCACAGCUGAAUUAGUUGCUUUCUUACAGUUUUUAGCAACCACUGUACUCCCAGUUGUGUAAUCAGCCUUAUUGUUUUCUUUUUGAUUGUGAAUGUUAAACAUUGCCUGAAAAAAGUACACAAGCUCCACUGUCUUAAUAUAUGAAUGUUCACAGAGUUUAGCUAUAAAUAGGAGAUGUUUUACAUUAACUGGAGACUUAACAAGGACUUAUAUGGUUCUUCCUAAUAAUUUCUUUUAACCUGGACUCACACUCCUACACACUCUCACAGACACACACUCAGACUCACAGAUUUCAGGAAGUGGUUUUCACUUAGAUGACACAGCUCUUCCAUGAUGUUUGAAGAGGAUAGUUCACAGAUUUGCAGAUGGAUCUGACAUCAGUUUGUGCAUAGAUUGUGGUUGUGUGAAGGUUCUGGUAUUUGUGGCAGUAUUUGAAACCAGUGUACAUAAGCAUCGUGUGAAGUUAAUAUGGUUCUGAUCUGCAGUAUAUGUAUGGGUGUCAGCUUUUUGCCACCAAGGUCCACUUUUCUUCUUUCUCUAAGUAAAUGGUAAAGGGGGCCGAAUGCAGCAUGUUAGUCAAGAUGGAGGCAAUAGAAGUAGCUUAAAGCAAGUUCAGGAAAACAUAAGUAGUUUUUAGUAGUUUUACGUGGUCGCAAAGGAAGAGAGGGUAUCAGCAUAAACAGCAGUGUCAAGUCAUUGUGACAACAGCAGUAACAGAAACACUCGCAACCACACACACAGAGAAUGCCUUACAGUAUGCCAACCAUGCUAGACAGAAACAUUUUAUAGUAGUUUAUAAGUUUCAGUGCAGUUGCAGGACCUAGCCAUCAGUUUGAAUCGUAUGUGAGGAACCACUUGCUUGCAGCUGUGGUUCUUAUCACAACCUGAUUAAUAUCAACUGGAUCUGGAGAUCUUUGCCUUUCAGUCACAGUGUAGUAAUGCAUCUAGGCCUUUCAGGAGUGGGAGAGGUACACACCCAAUUACAGACACAUUUACACACAUUUACACCCACAGUCAACACCCCUCUGCAGAAUACUGAGAUUAUCAGAUGCUGUUUGUUUAGCAUGUUCUACUGCUGAGCAAUGUUAGAACGUUCUUUUGUACAAAGUACAAGUAUACUUAUAAUUCUUGUAUUUUAUUUUUCUAUGAUUUCCAAAGAGAUGUUGUAGAUCUUGCACACUGUAAGAGGCAGUUACAGCGACUAUUUAUUUGCAAAUAAAGAUGAACAG